CGUGAACCAUUCAAUAGUGGCUCUUGACUGUGCUUAUCCAAUGGUUCUAUAUACAGGAGGGCCCCAAAGGGAAUAAGAUCAGAGCAGGUAAAGUACAGUUGCCUGCUUCUUGCUUCCAAUCCUAAUCAGGUACCGAUUCAUGUCUCCCACUGGAAGCAAGUGUCGGGUGGGGCACUUCGGCAACCAAGACCGGCGGGAGAUGUGGCGGGACGGGGCCGGAUACUCCGGCAUCGAAACAGACCAAAUCCACCACGGCAUGAUCGGGCACCACCGGCCUGUCACCCGUACAGAGAUCAGCUCAUCCACGAUAUCCUUGUUUUCCUAAUGCAACAUGAGCAAGCAGAGCCAUAUCGAACGAACGGCUCAUGAGCCUCGCGACCCGUUGCUGCAUACCGUCAUUAUUUCCGACAUCACCCAAAUAACGCCAACCAUCCGCCUCUUUCGUCUUGAAAUCCCCCUGGGUGAGAUCAUUACAUUCCUUCCGGGCCAAUGGGUAGACCUCUACCCACCCCCGCAAGCCAAUGUUCCCGGACCAGGCGGCUUCACCAUCACCUCCUGUCCGACCCUAGCGUACAUCCCUUCUGCCUGCCCAACAAGUUGGGACCCCUCCUCGGGGCCUACCCAGCCAUACCGGUACAUAGAACUAGCCAUCCAAUUCUCACCGCAAAACCCGCCUGCAGCGUAUUUAUUCCUCCCCAGCCCCCAGCUCCUGCACACGCAUGUCCGAGUCCGCAUCGGUGGGAGCUUUGUCUUCCCUCCUCUUUCUUCUUACCUAGCCAGCAAUGUUGCUCCGGGCGCCUUACGCAAGCUCGUAUUUGUCGCGGGCGGGAUGGGCAUCAAUCCCCUCAUGAGCAUGCUCAGUUUCAUUGGCGAGCAGCAGCAGCAGCAGCCAGGAGAGAUGUGGAGAGGCAUUGAGGUGAGGGUUUUGUAUAGCGUCAAGGAUCCCCGCGGUUGUGGCGUCGACCACGUGAGGGAUAGUAAAGGGAUUCUCUUUCUGGACAGGAUUGUGGACUUAAUAAAGAGUGGGCGGAUCAGGGGUAGGUUGGAGCUGUUUCUUACCGGAGGAACAAGUGAUGGGCCGAGUGACGCAGACGGAGCUGAAAGGCAUAUGGUGAGGUGCAGUGGGGCUGUUGUGCCAUUCUCGAGGAGGCGCAUAAUGGUUCGAGAUGUGAAAAGGGCUGUAGGGGUGGAUAAGGAGGCUGCGCUGGUCUACAUUUGCGGUGUUCCGGCCAUGACGGAUGAGUUCGUGGAGGCACUAACAUCGCCUGGAGGAAUCGGGAUGGAGAAGAGCCGAGUUCUGUUUGAGAAGUGGUGGUGACUUCCCAGUUUAGGGUAGGAGGAGCGGAAAGUUGCGAGGGUGAUGGAAUUAUGGAGGAUGACAGUGGUUGAGGGUCUGGUAGCAGCGGGGAACAAACACGAAUAAAGUGCCAUGUAUUGGAAUUAGACAAGGAGACUAUGCCUCUUCAGCAGACCCAAGGACAUGGUUUUCCCAAGGGUGGUCGAACAAGUACAUAGCCUUUUUCCUACCUGCGCUACACAGACAGAGCGUCCAG
This is a messenger RNA of Parathielavia appendiculata, 1553 nucleotides long. RefSeq lists its product as uncharacterized. Gene Ontology annotation, cellular component: mitochondrion. Lineage: Eukaryota; Fungi; Ascomycota; Sordariomycetes; Sordariales; Chaetomiaceae. The coding region runs from base 332 to 1318 and encodes 328 amino acids. The transcript has 3 exons. Gene Ontology annotation, molecular function: oxidoreductase activity. The record is from RefSeq and is a predicted model, not a curated record.